GGUUCUCAUCCCGUCUCUCGUCAGUCCCCAGGACAAGGAUCACCCUUGCUCUUCGGUGGUGAUCAACACAACUCGAGUAUUUGGAGCAUGACCAGAGAGGAGAGUGAAAAGGGUAAGAAGAGAGUGGGACAAGCAUUGUGGAAUACAGGAUCGACAUCUGCCCCACAUCUCUCUUCACAAACUUUUGCGACAACUCAUACCGCUUUGCCAUACGUUCGGAACGGACAACCCCUCUCCGUACCUCUCCCAGGAUCGGGCUUGAAUCCAACUGCUGCUUCGGGUCCGAUGCCAAUAUCGGUCAUGGGUUUGACUUCGGGUAAUGGUACUGGUAUUUUACCCCCUCCGCGGUCGGUAUGGUCACAAGAGACUCUGUCGUCCGCUUCUGCUUGGCCUCAGUAUGGGGGAACGGGAUAUUAUGCGCAUUUACCGGUAUCGUGGGGACAGACUCGAGACCGUUGAUUUGACACGAUAAGAGGGAGAGAGUUCAGAGGAAGUGUUUCCAAACAACGAGCUCUGCGCCGUGGUAGAGUUUCCGAAGCAUAUCGCUCGACGUCUCCCGUUUUCUCUCCACAUUGUUUCGAUAUACCCAUUCAAGCCAAUCGUCCUACCUCUCGAGUCGAGAUGCCACGUCAGAUAGGGCGAGGUGAAUGUAGUCAGAUCAACUGGACAGGGAAGAAAUGCGAUUUAUAGCAAAACUUCCAUAUGUGAAUGCAUCGAUUCAUGACUCUUU
Messenger RNA from Tremella mesenterica DSM 1558, 730 nucleotides. RefSeq lists its product as uncharacterized. The record is from RefSeq and is a predicted model, not a curated record. Lineage: Eukaryota; Fungi; Basidiomycota; Tremellomycetes; Tremellales; Tremellaceae. The coding region runs from base 88 to 459 and encodes 123 amino acids. The transcript has a single exon.